Messenger RNA from Salvia splendens (bonfire salvia), 4461 nucleotides. Its product is annotated as pentatricopeptide repeat-containing protein At5g15280, mitochondrial-like. The coding region runs from base 44 to 3727 and encodes 1227 amino acids. Gene Ontology annotation, molecular function: protein binding. The record is from RefSeq and is a predicted model, not a curated record. The transcript is spliced from 5 exons. Lineage: Eukaryota; Viridiplantae; Streptophyta; Magnoliopsida; Lamiales; Lamiaceae.
CUCAAAUGUUGCAACUUCUAUUGCAGCUGCUAAAUUUUCAUCAAUGUAUGUUGUUUUCUCGCGAAACCUUUCCAGACAGCCUUCUCGCAGGAUUCCACCACUUCUCACUCAUCAACGUAAAGCCCAUUUUCCCACUGAAAUUGAUCUCGCCCACAACGACUUGUCUCCACAAAGUCUCUCUGGAAUCGCAAAAUCUGCGAUAUCUAAGUGUUUAGACAUCAGGGCUUCAAACAAAGGUGAUACAUCUACCACUCUCUUACUCAAAGAUUACAUUUUUAGACUCUCUGACAUAUCCCCUAAGAUAGUGCGUCGAUUUUGGAGAGUUUCUUCGUUAAAACCUCAAGAUGUUCUUGAGUUACUGGUGGGGUUUGAAUGUAGAAACGAGAAAUCUGAGAUUGAGGUUAGAAAGGUCGAAUCUUUGUGGGAAAUUUUCAAGUGGGCUAGCAAUCAAUCUAGAGAGUUCGAACAUUUACCUCGUUCGUGUAAUAUUAUGGCUUCUAUGCUCGUGCAGCCCGGGUUUUAUCGGGAGGUGGAGAACUUGUUGUCAAGGAGGGAAUGCCAAGGAUUUCUGUUGGAUUAUGAGGAAGUUUUCAGUGGUUUGAUUGAAGGGUAUGUGGGGGCAUUUGAAUUGGAUAGGGCUGUGUUGGUUUAUGAGAGAAUGAGGGGCCUAGGUUUAGUGCCGUCUGGGGCGAGUUAUCGAGCCCUGCUUAGGUAUUUGAUUGAGGUUGAUGCAGCACAGUUGACGUAUCAUGUUUAUGAUGAUAUGAUCAAUGUGGGGAUAGGAGGAAGUUUGGAGGAAAAAUGGAUUCACGAAAAUUUAAUUCGAAGGCUUUGUGUGGAUGGGAAAGUGCAGGAAGCUAGAGAUCUGUUUAGGAAGGUCAUGAGUUUUGGAAUGAAACCAAGUAGUUUGAUCAUAAGUGCAAUCGUUAGUGGGUAUUGUGAUAAGAAGGACUACGAUGAUCUAUUGAGUUUUUUCGCUGACUUUAAAGUUGUACCGGAUACUAUACAUGGGAACAAGAUUCUGUCUUCAGUGUGCAGAAACUUUGGUGUUGAGGAAGCAAGCGUGUUCUUGUGGGAUUUGGAAGAACUUGGUUUUCACCCUGAUGAAAUAUCGAUAGGUAUCUUGAUCGGGUCCAGUUGUCGUGAGAGGAGACUGAAGAAUGCUUUCUUUUAUAUGUCAGAUAUUGUGUCAAGAGGUCUCAAGCCGCAUCUGUAUUCUUAUAAUUCUCUGUUGAGUGGUUUGUUUAAGGAGGGUAUGUGGAUACAUGCUCGUGGCAUACUUGUUGAAAUGAAAGAUAUGGGAGUGGCUCCCGAUUUCUCUACUUAUAAGGUACUUGUGGCCGGAUUUUGUGAAGCUAGACAAUUUGACGAAGUAAAGGCAAUAGUUUGUGAGAUGUUGGAUCAUAGCUUAGUAAAACUCUCAGCAACGGAAGAUCCACUAGCUAAAGGAUUCGAGCUCUUGGGGCUGAGUCCAUUGAGUGUGAAGAUUAGAAGGGACAAUGACAAAGGAUUUACUAAAGCAGAGUUUUUUGACAAACUUGGUAAUGGACUCUAUUUACACACGGAUCUGGAUGAGUAUGAGAGAGCAAUUACUCAAGUUCUCGAUGAUGCCAUGAUACCGGAUUUCAACUCCUAUAUAAUGGAGAAAUUACACAGUUUAGACACAGAAAAUAUUCUCAUAAUGGAGGGUGAAAUGACACGGUGGGGCCAAGAAAUAUCUUUACCUGCCUUGUCUUCGUUAUUUUGUUGCCUCUGUCGAGCUCCCUUCAAUGCCAAGGUCAUUAACCAUCAUUUCGAGACCAUGCCCAAAUCAACUUAUCUACUCGAUGAAAGCACUUUAAAUUUGCUUGUUCGGACUAACUGCAUAAUGGGAUACACUUUAAGGGCAAGGACACUUUUUGAUGGUAUGACACGAAGGGGUUACAAAAUUGAUAAUGGUACCUACUCUGCGUUGUUGGUUGAUGCAUGCAAAAAAGGUGACUUGGCGAGCCUUCACUUCUACUUGAAUCUUGCACGCAAAUCUAAUUGGUUGCCUGAAGUGAAAGAUGGAAAGGCCAUUCUGCGUCAUCUCUGCAAGAACGAGUUGUUAAGUGAGGCACUAGAGUUAUUUGAGGCCAUGGUCUUUGUCAGCUCUUGUGACAGUUUGGAUAUUUUUGACUCAUUACUUGAAGGACUUUGUCGUCAAGGAUUCACUGGUACUGCUUGUGUUUUGAUAGACGAGUUUUCAAAGCAAGCCUCCUUGUCUUAUUACCACAUACCUUAUAGUCGUAUUGUGAGUGGGUUUUGUCAAGAGAAAAGGUUUGCAGAAGCGUACAAGGUUCUCGAAACUAUGAUCCCUAAGGGCCUGCCUCCGCCUAUGGACGCAUUGACUCGCUUAAUUUCUCACUUGUGCAGGACUAAUUAUGAGAAUGCUGUUGAACUGAGAAAUAUGUGCUUGAGGAAUCAGACUUCUGCACAGCUCCCUUUCCACUCUGCUUUCGUGAAUGGGCUCUGCAAGUUGGGAAGGUUUGAAGAAGCAGCUCGUAUAUUCAUGGAAGUGAAGGGCUUAGUUCUCGAUGCUGAGAUGUGUAACUCUUCCAUUACAGGCUAUUGUCAACGAAAUAACUUGAAGAAAAUUCGAGAGACCCUCGGGGUAAUGAUACGAAAGGAUUUAAGUAUCUCCCCUUCUAGUUACAGUAGCAUGGUACGCCUCAUAUGCAGAGACGGAAAGUUCUCUCUUGCACUGAGCUUGAAAGAGCUCAUGCUUCGAGUAACUUGCAUCCCAGAGCUCGUGCUGUAUAAUAUUCUGAUAUUUCACAUUUCAUCGAGGCGGAAGACAUUGGAUACAGUGAUUGGUGCUCUUCAAACCAGAGGACUACAAUUUGAUGAUGUUACUUUCAAUUUUGUCAUUCGAGGACUCCUGUUGCAUAAAGACGUAUCACACGCUCUUCACUACCUGACAACUAUGAUGAGGAAAGAUCUGAAGCCAACUAAUCGUACGCUACGAGGAGUUAUCAAUUCUCUCUGCCAUGAAGGAGAACUUGAGCCAGCCUUGAAUUUGAGUCGAGAAAUGGAAUUGAGAGGUUGGAUCCAUGGUUCGGCCAUUCAGAACGAUAUUGUUGAGGCACUUCUCAGUAAGGGUCGACUUCAUGAAGCAGUAGGAUUUCUUGACAGAAUGGUGUUGAAAGGUUUGACACCGAACCACAUCAAGUAUGAUAGGUUAAUCAAACAAUUUUCCCAGUAUGGCCGUGUGGAUAAAGCAGUCAACCUUUUGAACGUUAUGCUGCAGAAAGGAAGCCAUCCGGAGGCCACCAGCUACGACUGCCUCAUUCAAGGUUUCUGCAAUGGCCAAAAGUUGGAUGCUGCUCUGGAUUUUCAUAAGGAGAUGCUGUGUAGGGACUUAAAACCGAGUAUGACUACUUGGGACACUCUUAUUAGUGCAUUGAGUGCAGGCGGUCGAGUGGUGGAAGCAGAAGAUCUGCUUAAAUCCAUGAUCCAGUUAGGUGAAACUCCACAGCGUGAGGCGUUCAACUGCGUGAUUAAUAGAUACCGGUCAGAGAAGAACAUUAGCAAGACGUCGGAGCUCUUGAAAGUGAUGCAGCAGAAGGGUUAUGAGCCAGACUUUGACACACAUUGGUCUCUGAUAAGCAACUUGAGCCAUUCUACUAAGAAAAAUGGGGGCAGUUUCCUGUUGAAUCUUCUGUCCGGUUUCAGCUCUGCAGGGAAGAACAACUCCAGAACUGGCUGAUGCAAGCAUACAAGACAAAUGUGGCGUGCAACGAAAACCUAGCUAAACUUCAAGCUGGCUAUCUCUUUCUCGAGAUAGAAAGAUGGAGAAAUGCACACAUUGCUAAAAAUGCAGAUGCUAAAGUUAUCAGCCUUGGAAUUGGUGACACAACUGAGCCAAUUUCAGAAGUCAUUACUUCUGCCAUGUCAAAGGUGAGAGGGUUUCUGGGGCAGGGGCAGCUGGAGAGUGCUCUGGAAGGUAUGGAUCUUGUGAUCAUACUUGCUGGAGUUCCGAGGAAGCCGGGGAUGACAAGAGACGAUCUGUUCAAUAUCAAUGCCGGCAUGGUUAGGACACUGCCACUGCAUUUCCUAGAGCUGCCCUAACGCGCUCAUUAACUUGAUCAGCCACCCAGUGAACUCCACUGUCCCCAUUGCAGCUGAGGUAUUCAAGAAUGCUAGCAUCUAUGACCCCAGAAAGCUCUUGGGAGUCACCAUGCUUGAUGUUGUUCGUGCCAACACGUUCGUGGUGCUGUGCUUUUAGCCUUGAAUCGUUCAUUUCGAGACUCAGUUCAAGAGUUUAGCUUCAUGGUUAGGAUAUAGUUUCAACUGAGCUGAUGUAUGUUCUUUUACUAAAAUGGAUUUUAGGCUGAAUUUUGGGACUUGAUCCUAGAGAGGUUAGUGUUCCUGUUGUUGGUGGGCAUGCUGGAGCACAAUUCUGCCCCUUCUCUCACAGGUGAAGCUUCCUUGCCCAUUGAC